AUGGUAAAGAACCGUAAUGGAUUGACCAUCACCACCGCCUCGCCAGCCGCCGCCGACCUCUAUCAGCAGGGCCUUGACUUGGUGCUGUCCCAGAACUACGGGCCGGAAUCCAAGCUGCGAGAUGCUAUCGAGGCCGACGAGGGGUUCGCCAUGGCCCAUACCGUGCUGGCCUACGUGCUCCACCUGCAGAUGGAUGUGCCCGCCGCCCGCGCCGCCGCCACCAAAGCCCUCGAGUUAUCGGCCGGCAUCUCCCGGGAAGAGCGGCAGACCACCCAGAUAGUGCACUCUUUCACCCACGGCAAGGGCACCGAGGCCAUCCGCCUCGUCGACGAACACCUGAUUGACUUCCCCACCGACACCCUCGCCAUGCGCGUUGCCCAACGUCUCUACAUGCUGGGCUGUUUCGGAGCCGGCGUCCCCGAUUUCCCCAAUCAUCUGAUGAAGAUGAUGACCAAGGUGGCCCCCGCCAACGGCGAUGACUGGGCCUUCUUGGGGCAGUAUGCUUUCGCCCAUCAUGAAACCAACCAGCCAGCAAAGGCAAUGGACCUGGCUACCCGCUCACUGGAAGGCAAUCCCCAGAACGCCGUGGCCUGCCAUUCAGUUACCCACUCUUACUUUGAGCAGGGCGACGCCGCCAACGGAGGCCGCUGGCUGGCCGACUGGCUCGACGCAUUCGACCGCCGCGCCUCCUAUAACGUCCAUCUAUCCUGGCACCUGGCGCUGUUUGAACUGGCCCAGGGCCGCUACCAGCAAGCGCUCGAUCUCUACGAGACCCACAUCCGGCCCGGUGUGCAGGCCCGCAAUCUCGCCAACCUGGCCGACUCUGCCUCCCUGAUGUGGCGGCUCCAGAUCUAUUCCGGAGAAACCCCGGGCAAACCGUGGGAUGAGGUUCGCGUCCAGGCGGCCCCCGCCGCCGACAGUCCCGGCGCGGCCUUCCGCGACUGCCACGCCGCACUGGCAUUCGCCGGCUCCGGUGACACUGACGCCUCCCAACGGCUGGUGGACCGUCUCACCGCUCAGGGCGAAAAGGGAGACGACUCGCCCGCGAAAUGA
Messenger RNA from Geodia barretti, 1053 nucleotides. The record is from the annotation of a GenBank genome assembly. NCBI's taxonomy places the organism in Eukaryota, Metazoa, Porifera, Demospongiae, Tetractinellida, Geodiidae.